GGGCGCUUUUUACGCCUCUACGAUUCAGAUUCAAACGUUAAAGCGAGCGUCAUGGUUGUAGAGAAUAACGAGAUCAAGGGGGAGACAGCGACCGACUUUCACCCCACACCCGUGUGGCUGAACGAGUCCUAUAUGGAGGCAUUGCUGCAGAGCCAGAAGAAGGAUGCCGGUCUGAGGAUCAUCCAGCUGGACGUCAAGCCAGCCACAGCCAAGGGGGACAACUAUGCAAGUGUCAUGACCCGAGUGAAGGUGAACUACGUGAAGAGCGGCGCCAAGACACCCGAGCAAGGAUAUUAUAUUGUGAAGACAACCUACGAGAACGAUCCGUUUAUAUCGAACAUCUUUUCCGGCUACCAGGCCAGCACCACAGAGAUGCUGAUGUACGAGAAGAUUCUGCCCAAGUUGAGCGCCCUCAUCGAUGGCACACAGCAGCCCGAGAAGUUGUUCGCCAAGACACUGCAUGUGGACUAUGAGCACGAUGCCAUCAUCUUUGAGGAUUUGGCUGUGUCCAAGCAUGUCCUAGCCGACCGCUUGGCAGGCUUUGACCUGGAACACACGCACAUGGCACUGCGCAAGCUGGCCAAGAUGCAUGCCGCCGCCGCUGUGCUCAACGAGCGCCAGCCGGGUGUCCUCACGAAGCUGGAUCAUGGCAUCUUCAAUCGUCACACGGAGGGCUUUGGCCCCUUCUUUCAGAAUAUGAUGGUAAUGGGGGCAGAGUUUGCCGACAAGUGUCCGGAGCUGGGUAGCUAUUAUGGCGACAAGCUGCGGGCAUUGGUCGAGCGGCUGAUGGAGUACUCCACGCGCGUUUAUGACCCCCAGCCGGAUGAGUUCAACACGCUGGUGCAUGGCGAUUAUUGGGUGAACAAUGUGAUGCUGCGUUAUAACGAGGAGCAGCAACCCCUGGACAUGGUUCUCAUCGACUUUCAGUUCUCCAGCUGGUCCUCGCCGGCCGUAGAUCUGCAUUACUUCUUCAACACCUCGCUGCAGAAGCAAAUACGAUUCGAGCAGCAGGAUGCGCUGAUUCAGUUCUAUCACAAGGUGCUCGUAGACACGUUGAAGGAUCUGAAAUACGGUGGCUUUAUACCCUCGCUCAGGCAGCUUGUCCUGCAGCUGGAAAAGGGUAAAUUCUUUGCCGUCACCGUGUCAUUAACCAGCCAUGGCAUAAUGUUAAAUGAUCAGACAGCCGAUGCGGAUUUCAAUGCCCUUAUCCAGGACGAUGAGCGGGGACGCAUCUUCCGACGGUUGGUCUAUAGCAACAAGAAGUUCCAGGAGUUUGUAAAACAUUUGCUGCCUGUCUUUGAUCGUAGCGGUCUGCUGGAUGUCACCGACUAAAGAGACUCAGAGACUUAGCUGUUAAAUGUAUUGUAAACCAAAAUGAAAUAUAAAAUAAAAAUAAUAUUACACUUUA
Molecule: messenger RNA, 1408 nt
Organism: Drosophila obscura
Lineage: Eukaryota; Metazoa; Arthropoda; Insecta; Diptera; Drosophilidae
Exons: 2
Source: RefSeq, a predicted model, not a curated record